Molecule: messenger RNA, 1737 nt
Organism: Mesorhabditis belari
Lineage: Eukaryota; Metazoa; Nematoda; Chromadorea; Rhabditida; Rhabditidae
Source: the annotation of a GenBank genome assembly
AUGGAAUUUUGUGAUGGAGGGACGCUAAGUGAAUUGAUCACAGACUCAACAGUUGUUUACUCGAUGAAAACGGUCGUAUUUUGGGCUAUCCAACUGUUCAAGGCUAUUCGCUAUUUGUUCUAUCAUCGAAUAUUGCAUGGUGAUAUCAAACCUAAUAACAUUUUUGUGAAGAAGAUUCAAAGAAGAUCUGAGUCAAUUCCAUAUACGAUGAAGCUGGGCGAUUUCGGGCAAAGCCGGCGUAGGGAAGGCGCCCCUUCAACUAUCUCUAAUCUUACCGCGUAUGGUCCUCCGCUCUUAAACGAUGAAGAUGAUCAGGGCUCACACAAACACGAUGUUUAUGGCAUAGGACUGAUUGUAUGGGAACUGAUCGAAAGAAGUGAUUUCUGGGAUCGGGAUACCUUUAUGCAAUGGGUCACCGAUCGCAAGUUUAUCCUUGAGCCUCCAAGUUGCCAUAAACACUUCAAAGAGAUUCAGCAAUUGAUUAACCGAUGUGCUAGUUUCACGUUAUCAAGACGACCAACGGCGGUAGACUGUGUAACUAUUUUGCUGACCAAUUUUUUUGAAAUGGAUCAUAGUCGAUGCGAGCAAAGGUAUAUUGGAUCGGGAUCUUUUGGCGAAGUUUACGAGCUGAUUGGACACAAACCGCCAGCUGUAAUAAAAGGGCCUCUGAAGAAGACUAUUUUCAAUCCGAAUGUUAUUUAUUCCAUGAAAACGGUUGUUUAUUGGACUAAGCAGCUGUUUGAUGCACUUACCUAUAUACAAGAUUCUGGCCCCUGUGGUGUCAACUCCCAAUAUUCGAGCCCUCCCGUAGCUCUCGGUGAUCGAACUAUUGGAGAACAAGUGAAAGUUAAUAGCACACCAUCUCAUCUCAAUGACGUUUAUUCUUUGGGACUAGUUUUAUGGGAAAUCAUUGAAAGAAGGAUUGUUUUCGAGGAAUACGUGCGAAAUGGCAGUUUUCGGCGGGACCGAUUUGUGGCUGACGUUACACGUAACAAACUUACCAAACUUGAACCACCAAGCUGUCAAAAAGAUCUACAAGAAAUAGUAAAAAGGUGCACAAAUUUCGACAGAAAUGAAAGACCGACUUCUCGAACAAUUUUGGAUGAGCUCAUGCAUAAUGAAAAACUUGAUCGAUUGGUCGAUUUUUCACCAAAAGUCGAUGAAAGCAAUCAAAAGAUUCUGAAGCCAAUAGACCAUGGUGCAACAUUUGAUCGAGAAUUUCAAAAGGAAUAUGGUCAAGAAGUUUCACAAACGUCGAAGUAUUUGGCAGACGAUGAAAUGGUCAAAAAGGCAGCCAAAGACGAGAAUCUUCUUGAUCGUGGUGCACCUGCAACAGUCUCUCAAAUUCCGAACACAGAUCCAUUCGUGAUUCGAUUCGUGAAAGCCAGGAUUCUUUUUGUGCAACCGAUCUCAAAAGAUGGAAAACCGGAUUUCGAGGAAGUGAUGGCUGACAUUGAAUUGCCCGAAGAGUAUAAACCGGAUACAAAGGAUCGUUUCUAUCGUCCACCGAAACUCAGUGAAGACAAACAUGUUUAUCAUGUGAUCGCCAGUGGAAAUUUUGCCGAUGUUAUUGCCGCUGUGAAUCGAGAUGGAAAACCUGUAGCUGCAAAGAGAUACAAGAUUGAACAAUUGAAGCAAACAAUUGAUGGUGAUACUCGCCUCAGAAGAGAAAUUCUAAUUUCUCGUUCCAAUCGACAUGAGAAUAUAAGAGCUUUCAGGCAUACAAAGUAUAAAAUU